Monosiga brevicollis MX1 is the source of this 1344-nucleotide messenger RNA. RefSeq lists its product as uncharacterized. Gene Ontology annotation, cellular component: membrane. Gene Ontology annotation, molecular function: lipase activity. The record is from RefSeq and is a predicted model, not a curated record. The transcript has 12 exons. The coding region runs from base 1 to 1344 and encodes 447 amino acids. NCBI's taxonomy places the organism in Eukaryota, Choanoflagellata, Craspedida, Salpingoecidae.
AUGUGGCAGCAUUUUCAUUUUCUCGCCCCGCGUCGCGGUUCCAAAUCUCUCUCUCUUGCUCGCUCGCUCUCUCUCUCUCUCUCUCGGUGCGGGGCGGGAUCUCUGUUUGAUCAGCUCGCACCCGUGGCCUGGAUCCCACACAACCGGACCACUCGCCUCUUUGUCUCUGAGCACGGUCCAGGACAUACAGCCAUGGGCAACUCUCGGCGCGGAUCACGCCGCGACAGUGUGCAGGCCACGCGCCCCUGGAACGUCUCCUUUGUUGACCAGGGCAAUGCCAUGAUCAACGCCGAUGGGCAGCGCAUUAAGCGGCGCCAGUGGCGGACCCCAGAGAUGCUGGCUGGUGCACCUCCCAAAGCCAUUGUGUUCUUUUGCCAUGGCUUUGCGGACCACUCGGAACGCCAGACCGUUCUUGCUGAUCGUCUGACGCCACACAAUAUUUUCAUGGCGUGCCACGACCACGUGGGACACGGACGCAGUGAUGGCUACCCCGCCCACGUUGAUGACUUUGACGUUUACAUCCGAGAUGUGAUUGAUGCAACUGUCCCGCCAUUCGCCCUGACCCAGCCACUGCUGGACCAAUUGUGGUACGUGGGCACCGAUGGCGCUCACAUUGGUCUCGCCAAGAUUCUGGCCGCCAUCAACCCCCGCAUUGGUGUCAAGAAGCUCUCGCCCGACUACAUGAGUCGCAACCAGGAUACAAUCGACGCGUUCCGCAACGAUCCUCUCACCUACAAGGGCAAAGCCUUGGCUGGUUGGGGCGUGCAGAUUCUCAAGUCCAUGUUGUCUCUUGAGAGCCUGCUGCCGACGUUUACUGCUCCUCUAUUGGUCAUGCACGGUGGUGCUGACAAAGUUACAUCACUGGACGGCUCUGAGUUUUUGGUGGAGAAUGUGGGAUCGCAAGAAAAGGAACUGAAGGUGUAUGAAGGCAUGUACCAUGACCUGAUGCAUGAACUGCCUGAAGACACCGACAAAGUGUUGGACGACAUGUGUCAUUUUAUCCGUUCCCAUAUUCCUGGUGAAAUGCCAGCCAAGUCGCAAGAACCCACGCCAGUGGUGCCCAAAGAGACAGAAGUCGCCGCAGCCGCUGAACCGCAGCAGGAGGAAGGCCCUGUAGCCGCCGAGCAGCAGGAGGAAGUCCCUGUAUCUACCGAGCAGCAAAAGGAAGCCCCUGUAUCUACUGAGCAUCAAAAGGAAGCUGCACCCGCAGCCGCCGAGCAGCAGGAGGAAGCCCCUGUAGCUACCGAGCAGCAGGAGGAAGCCCCAGUAGCUACCGAGCAGCAGGAGGAAGCUGUGCCAGUCACAACUGUCAGUGCCAAGGGAAAGACUCAGGUCUAUGUCUGA